AAUCUUUUGCAGGGUGGUCAGCAUAGUGUAUAUCGAAAAUCCUGUAGAAAACUAUCUAAUGAUCGUUCCAAAAACACUCGAGUAUUCCAGGGCUAUGGCGUAAGCUUAUUAUGCCUUCAUUAGGGGUUCAGAUGGAUAUCUUGUACGCUAUAUCUGCGCAAUUUUGUACUAGAAAAACACUUUCCAACUUCUUCCACAAUUUUUACCACCCCAAAACUUGUGCACUCAGUCAGCUAUGGCUCAUGACCAAGAUCCGGGCUAUGUACUUGCAGCGGGUGCUACAUUUUUGGUCUUGUGUAUUGUAUUCAUGUUUUUGCGAAUCUUGACGCGAUAUCUGCAAAAGACUAGGUUGGGCUUAGAUGACUGGUUGACUAUUCCGGCUCUUUUAAUGGUGAUUGGUUGUUCAUUGGUUUUGAUCAUUGGUGUUGAAAAGAAAGUUCUUGCAUACCCUACUCCGCCACCCAUAGAUCUUGAACACCCCAACGAUGAACAAAGCUUUAGCUUUACAACUGUGGAAAAGGUUUGA
Molecule: messenger RNA, 526 nt
Organism: Botrytis byssoidea
Lineage: Eukaryota; Fungi; Ascomycota; Leotiomycetes; Helotiales; Sclerotiniaceae
Exons: 3
Coding region: 236-526 (96 amino acids)
Source: RefSeq, a predicted model, not a curated record